Larimichthys crocea (large yellow croaker) is the source of this 4725-nucleotide messenger RNA. It is a transcript of the gene gucy2f, whose product is annotated as guanylate cyclase 2F, retinal. Gene Ontology annotation, cellular component: plasma membrane. The coding region runs from base 385 to 3708 and encodes 1107 amino acids. Gene Ontology annotation, molecular function: adenylate cyclase activity; peptide receptor activity; protein kinase activity. Gene Ontology annotation, biological process: protein phosphorylation; cGMP biosynthetic process; intracellular signal transduction. The record is from RefSeq and is a predicted model, not a curated record. The transcript has 19 exons. NCBI's taxonomy places the organism in Eukaryota, Metazoa, Chordata, Actinopteri, Sciaenidae.
GUGAAGAAAGCUGUUUGUGGAAACGCACAGGAGCCUUCAGAGGCGCUGACUGCGGGACGUAAGUAGCUCUCCAGGGUGCUGAAGUUGUCUCCAAACGCGACAGACGCCAGCGCCCGAGCUCUGCCUGUCACUUUCAGAUCCAAGAUCCAAACACCAUGACUUGGCCGUGUGUCUAUCGGCGGAUCCUCGGGGUGAGUAGGUAGGGUUUUGGGGAUGGUUAGGUUUAUGUGGAUACACAAAAGCAGACUCGAGAGGACACCUGUAAGAUUGUCUAAUCGGACCUUGAAGCUGUCCUGAUGGCGUCAAGUAGAUGGUGUCACUGCUCUAAUUGACAAUAAUAGUGAACACAAAGAUUCACUAUACCUUGGACACCCUGGAAGGACAAUGCAACAUAUUCCUCCAAAUGUCAGAGGGGCGCUAUGGGAGUCCAACCAUCCAUGUAUGCCCAUAAUUAAAAGCAGACCAACUUUAACCACUCUGCCCUUUUAUAAUUUUUUGUUAUGGGUCCUACUCGGAGUCUUGACGUUCCCUUGUUGUGUGCGCUGUUUGAUAUUCAAAGUGGGGGUCCUGGGGCCUUGGAACUGCGACCCUAUUUACUACAAGACCCUGCCCGCUGCCGCCGCAAGGCUCGCUGUAAACAGGAUAAACGCAGAUCUAAAACUGGAUCUGGGCCUAAAAAUGGACUUUAUCAUUCUCCAGGAGCCUUGUGAAACAUCUAAAGCCCUCGCUGCGUUUAUUUACUACGAGAAGAUGGCUGAUGCGUUUGUGGGUCCCACCAACCCGGGAUAUUGUGUUGCAGCUUCUCUUCUGGCCAAGAACUGGGAUAAGGCCCUCUUCUCUUACGGCUGUGUUAACUAUGAGCUGGACCGGGUCAUAGGAUACCCGACUUUUUCCAGGACAGUGCCGUUUCCCACUGAGGUGUUGUUCACUGUGUUGAAACACUUCAAGUGGGCCGGUGUUGUGGUGGUCUCAUCCAAAGAAGAUAUUUGGAUCGACACCGCUGGGAGAGUAGCGAUGGCUCUGAGGAAUAAAGGGCUUCCCGUUGGCCUGGUUACAUCUAUUGGUACAAAUCUGACAGAGGUGGAGGACACGCUGAGGAAGAUCAAGGCUGCAGGGGACAUGAGGGUCAUCAUCAUGUGCAUGCAUUCCAUCCUGGUUGGAGGUGAGCUCCAAGCUACUUUUCUCCUCCAAGCAAAUACAAUGGGCCUGACUUCUGGGGAUUACGUGUUUGUACCCUACGACACCCUUCUCUAUAGCGUGCCCUACGGCAACAUCUCCUACUUCCCCCUGCAUAACAACAGCAGACUGAGGGAGGCCUACGAUGCUGUGCUCACCAUCACCAUGGCCUCUGAGCCUUUGUCUUUCGACGAGGCAUUAACUGCCGCCAAGAAGAAUGAGGAAGUGACCCUAGCUGUUAUUUCAGAGCAGGUCAACCCACUAUUUGGGACCAUCUAUAACAGCAUCUAUAUGGUGGCAAAUUCAAUCCACAAUGCUAGAAAAAAAGGAUUGUGGCUGUCAGGCUCAAACCUGGCCUAUGCCACAAAGAACAUAACCUACAGCGGCUUCAACCAGGAGGUCCGGGUGGACACUCGUGGGGAAAUUAAGAUCAACUAUGUCAUCCUGGACACUACCUUCUGGAAGGGCCAGCUGUAUGAGACUUAUGUGGUGGAUCUGAAGUCCGGAGUACUUCGUUUCACUGGGAAACCCAUUCAUUUUCCAGGAGGUAUACCUCCACCCUCUGACUCCAGUUGCUGGUUUGACAAGGACUCUGCCUGUUUGGGAGGUGUGGAGGUCACCCACAUCAUAGUGGUGUUGGCUGUCAUUAUCACUCUGGUUGUAGGAGGGAUCGUUAUAAGUCUUUAUAUCAGGAGGAGACUCCAACUAAUCCAGCUGGUCAAAGGUCCCAAUCGAAUCCUUCUGACCUUAGAGGAUCUCACUUUUAUCAAUCCUCAGCUUAGCAAAAAGAAAAUCACUUUAGAGGAUCUGAGCGAGUCCAAGAGCGCUCUGGAGGAGAAAUCUGGAGACCGCUCACACUCUGUGAACACUGUGAACAGCAUGCAGACAGCAACUCAUGAAACCACCAAUGUAGCAGUGUAUGAAGGCGACUGGGUGUGGCUGAAGAAAUUUGAGGAAGGCCAGUUCAAGGAAGUAAAGCAGAGCACCACCAAGAUUUUCACAAAGAUGAAAGACCUGAGAAAUGAGAAUGUGAAUCCAUUUCUUGGCUUCUUCUCCGACUGCUACAUGUUUGCUGUGGUGACGGAGCACUGCUCACGUGGCAGCCUGCAGGACCUGCUGAGGAACGAGGAUGUUAAAUUAGACUGGAUGUUCAAGUCCUCACUUCUGCUUGACCUCAUUAAGGGUAUGAAAUACCUUCACCACAGAGAUUUCCCCCAUGGCAGACUAAAAUCUCGUAACUGUGUGGUAGACGGGCGUUUUGUGCUCAAGAUUACUGACUACGGCUUCAAUGAGCUGCUGGAGUCUCAGAAAGCUCCUAUAGAAGAACCUCCACCUGAAGAUCUAUUUUGGACAGCUCCAGAGUUCUUAAGAGACCUUGCGAGCUCACGUAAAGGCACCUACAAGGGAGACGUGUACAGCUUUUCUAUCAUCCUUCAAGAGGUGGUGGUCAGAGGGCUGCCGUACUGCAUGCUUGGUCUGCCACCCGAGGAGAUCAUCCGUAAGGUGAAGAAGCCUCCUCCAAUGUGCCGCCCCACCGUGGCUCCAGACCAGGCUCCUCUGGAGUGUAUCCAGCUGAUGAAGCAGUGCUGGAGCGAAAUGCCUGACCGCAGACCAACAUUUGAUGAGAUCUUUGACAGGUUCAAGUUAAUCAACAAGGGUAAGAAGACAAACAUAAUUGACUCCAUGCUGAGGAUGUUGGAGCAAUACAGCUCCAACCUGGAAGACCUGAUCAGAGAGAGAACAGAAGAGCUGGAGGUGGAAAAACAGAGAACAGAAAAGCUACUGUCAGAGAUGCUCCCACCCUCUGUGGCUGAGGCCCUGAAGACCGGUGCCACGGUGGAGCCAGAGUACUUUGACCAAGUGACGAUCUACUUCAGUGACAUUGUAGGUUUCACCACCAUCUCCUCGCUUAGCGAUCCAAUCGAGGUGGUUGACCUUCUCAACGACCUCUACUCUCUGUUUGACGCCGUGCUCAGUAACCACGACGUCUACAAGGUGGAGACCAUUGGGGAUGCCUACAUGGUAGCAUCUGGGCUGCCAAAGAGAAAUGGAAACAAGCACGCUGCGGAGAUUGCCAACAUGUCUCUGAACAUCCUCAGCUCAGUAGGAACCUUCCAUAUGCGGCACAUGCCAGACGUGCCCGUCAGGAUACGCAUAGGAAUCCACUCAGGGCCCUGUGUUGCUGGUGUGGUAGGUCUGACUAUGCCUCGGUACUGCCUUUUCGGAGACACCGUCAACACUGCCUCUCGUAUGGAAUCCACUGGGCUGCCUUAUAGAAUCCAUGUAAAUAUGAGCACUGUGAACAUCCUCCAUUCUCUUAAUGAGGGUUAUAAAAUAGAAGUCAGAGGCAAGACAGAGCUGAAGGGUAAAGGUAUUGAAGAGACAUACUGGCUUGUGGGGAAAACAAACUUUACAAAGCCUUUGCCAAAACCGCCAGAGAUCAAACCGGGGGACAACUGGCAGGAGAUGGUGACGGAGGAGAUCAAGACUCUUUUUCGCAAGGCCAACAGGCAGGUGGAUAAAAAGAUCUGAAUGAGAGGAAGAGAAGGAAAGAUGUGAUAGAAGCAAAACCAGAGGAGCAGAGGAGAAGGGGACACAUCCAGAGAAAGAAAAAAGACAAAGAGCUGGGAGGGGCAGGCAGAGGACAGGGAGCACCAUCCAGCCUCUCGCUGUGGCUUAAAGCAGACUUGUUUAAGAGGAUUGUUUAUCGACUGGCUAAUCUGCCUGCAGCCAGCACAGCAGAACACAGCGGUGCUAAUGUAAUGAGAGUUGUCGCAUUACCUGCCUAUGUACCUGCUGCCAGUAGCACAGGGAAGCUGCAUCGCUCCGUAAUGAAGGAUGCACUCAUUCACUCCUCUCCGUACUCACUGGCCACUGAGUGGUCACCUAAUUCAGGGCAACCAGAGGUUUACCCAUCGGAAGAUUGAAUGCCCAAAAUGUCUAUUUCAAACUGAAAUGUUGUAUUUUCCGGUGAUAAUGUCUGGUUUUAGUUUGCCACGAAAGCUCAUAAUGUGGUACUGAGGCUGUUACUUAGCUAUGGCUGAAUAUUAUAUGUUAUUAGCUCUCCAAAGUUGGAGGCAAAGGCUGCUAUUGUAUAUAAUUAUCAAAAAAGAAAAAAAUGAAAAGAAAAAGAAAAAGAAAAACUUAUCUUUAUUUCUAUUGUAUUAGAACAUGAUGACAAAGUCCAGUUGAGCCUAUUCCUACAAAUUCUAUUUAAAACAUUUGUAUUGUCACUCUUUUAUCUACACUAAUGAGAGGUUGACCUUUUCUGUUAAUGUAAAUUUAAGGUGCUUUAGUGGAUUUCAUCUACUGACUCCUAUUGUUGGAACACUUGAUGUCAGCACCUGUAAUUCUGGUAAAAGUUAAUUUAAGUUGGUUGUUUGUGUCACAUGUCUGAAUGAUGCAACAGACCCCCGCUGUACUUGUUUGCUAUCUAUACCAGACUUGUAAUACAAAGUUAUAAAUUGUGUGAAGUCAAAAUUUCAGCAUUACAACAUUCAUUACAGCAUCCUGUCAUCAUAAGCUUCUCAGGCAGCAAUUUUAUUCAUA